UACUCCAACUCAUGCAAGUUAAAACAUAUGAACAGGAUAAGUAAAAAUAUUUCUUGGAUGAACAGUAUUUUUGCAGAUUUCAUGGUGAUGGAGAAGCUGGUGGUUUUGCUCCUCCUGGUCACUUGCGGUUCUACAAAGUCUGAAGAUCUUACGGGUAAAGCUUUUACUUUCCCAUCGGUAUCCGCUACUCGAUAUGCAACACUCACACCUGAUAUGGAGGGGCCAUUUUCAGCUGUGACACUCUGCCUGAGAUCCUUCCCUGACAACAGCAGAAUACAAACUCUCUUCUCCUUGGCCACACCAUCACACCAAAACGCCUUUUUGCUGUACAAACCAAAAAAAGGUAAUUAUCGAGUACAUGUCAAUGACUUGGCUCAUGACUUCUUUGAGAUGCCAGACAAUCAAAACGAAUGGAACUCUGUCUGCUGGACCUGGGACGGUAAAACUGGACUUACUCAAGUGUGGGUGAAUGGAAAACGCAGCAUAAGGGUGAAGAUCACCACCGACACAGUCCUAGCUGGAACUCCCAUCAUAAUCCUUGGCCAAGAUCAGGACACUUAUGGUGGGGGCUUUGACAAAAACCAGUGUUUUGUUGGAGACCUUACAGAUGUGCACAUGUGGAAUUAUGUUCUCGAUAUUUGUGAAAUCCAGAAUUACAUGAAUUACUUCACAUUUACACCAGGCAAUGUUCUGAAUUGGAAAGCACUAAAUUACAAAGUGAAUGAUGAAGUGCUUGUAGAACCAAACCAAUCAGGUGGCUGUAAUUAGCAAGCAUACACACUGUAAAGUGUGCAAAACAAAACAAAAAAAGUGCUAAUAAACAAAUACCUUGCUUUGAGGAUA
This is a messenger RNA of Anguilla rostrata (American eel), 843 nucleotides long. Its product is annotated as C-reactive protein-like. Bases 28 to 768 code for a protein of 246 amino acids. NCBI's taxonomy places the organism in Eukaryota, Metazoa, Chordata, Actinopteri, Anguilliformes, Anguillidae. The record is from RefSeq and is a predicted model, not a curated record. The transcript has 3 exons.